AUGCGUUGGAUACGCUGUGGGGAUCACACGGAAGUUGUCGAUGUAGAGUACGAUCCAAAUCUAAUAUCGUAUGCACAACUGCUUGCUUUGUUUUGGCAGAAUCAUGAGUAUGGUGUUACUACAAAGAUUAAGAGACAAUAUAUGUCGUUGAUUUUGUAUCAUGAUGAAGAACAAAAGUCGUUGGCUGAAAAGUCACGUGAACAAGAGCAGCACAAACGUACAGGUCUGGUUCUCACUGAGAUUAGAAAAUUCGAAAAGUUUUACCCGGCUGAAGAUUAUCAUCAAAAAUAUCGACUUCGAAAUCAUUCAUGGUUACUUGAAGCUACUGGCCUGACCAGCAAUGAGGAUCUUCGAAAUUCACCGUUAGCCGCUAAGUUAAAUGGUUAUAUAGCUGGUGCCGGAACUACUGAACAAUUUGAAAAAGACUUGCCGACUCUUGGCUUAAGUGAAAAAACCGCACAUGUAUUUCAUUUGCAGUAUGUCUGUGAUGCUGAUGGUUGUAAAACAUUUACAAGUAAUUCAAGUAAUAAUAAUAUAUCAUCUAUAAAGCUUUGUUCAUCUAAAGAUGUUCCUACUGAUUUUAAUUUUUCAAUAAAAGAAUACAAGAAUGGAGUAUCAGAAUUUCCUGAAAUAACAAAUCCAAUAAUUGAAUGUACAUAUGAUAUUGUACCUGAUAAUGUAAAGAAAACAAAAAUAGCACGUCUUGAAAUAGAGUUUUCCAUACCUCUAGUUACAGCUGUGAAGGUAAAAGUAGGAUCAUUGGAUAAAAGUAAGAUUCAUAAUGGACAAGAAGUAUGUAGACAUAAUUCUGAAGAAUUACCAGAUGGUUGGAAGAUUUUUAACAUUUUGUACAAUGAUACAGGAGUUGAACACUAUAACUUUAGUACACCUUUGACUGAAGAUUUAAAAAAUUUUAAUUAUUGUAUUCAUUUCUGGUAUCUUGAUCUAAGAUGUGAGGAACAAACUUUAUGGAAACCACCUGUGGAGAAAUGUUGGUGGUACAGACGUUGUCAAGAUGUCACUGAUCACAAUAAUUUUGGUGUUGUGCCUAGCACUAUUACUGAUGACAUUUCUUAUUUGUACUCACCCAUUAUUUUUAUCACAGUAACUAUAUUUAUCAUGAUUGUAAUUAUGUACCUGAUCUAUGUCAUAUGUGCUUACAAUGUACAAGCAAAAAUGGUUUACAUAAAUAUUUGUGAUGGUAAUAUUAAAACUGAGAAAACUAAACAUAAUAAAUCAAAUAUACAUGGCUUAAAAGACAAGAAGAAAAAAUUGAAGUGUGAGGAUACCAAUACUAUCAACACAGAUAUCAUAUUGUUAUAUCCUAAAGGUCCUGAAUCAUUCAUGGCACUGAUGGCAGAUUUUCGCGGAAUACUUAGUCGGGUCAGCCAGUGUGUUGUACAUGAUUGGUAUGACAGAAUGGAAUGGAACUAUGUCGCCGAGGUUGGUGCUUUUGAUUGGUUUGCUGAAAUGCUUCAAAAACAAUCCUGUGUCAUUUGGAUAGAUACACCAGCAAUGCGUUCUUUAAUCACACAAAAAUUUAAGAACAACCCUUUUUUUAAGAAUUCUGAGGAAUAUAGUUACGUAACAAUUGGUGAUUUUCGAGACGUAGUAUUUCCUACAGUGUUUAAUUUAUCUAAACGUAAUAUUGUACAAUCAGCGAUACAACGGCCCAAACAUUUUAUCAUACGAUUACAAGGAUUUCAAAAUUUUGAAAAUGAUGAUCCAUUUGUUGAUUUAUCUCCGCACAUGCGAUAUUACAUACCACAGGACUUAAACUUAUUAUGCUCAGAUUUGUCAAUAUUGGAAUCGAAUUUAAUUACAUCAUUAUCAAGUCAAGAAGAAAAUCUUAUAAAAAAGCAUUUAGAUUAUUUAUAA
Habropoda laboriosa is the source of this 1878-nucleotide messenger RNA. RefSeq lists its product as uncharacterized. The transcript has 14 exons. NCBI's taxonomy places the organism in Eukaryota, Metazoa, Arthropoda, Insecta, Hymenoptera, Apidae. The coding region runs from base 1 to 1878 and encodes 625 amino acids. The record is from RefSeq and is a predicted model, not a curated record. Gene Ontology annotation, molecular function: peptide-methionine (S)-S-oxide reductase activity.